Molecule: messenger RNA, 1101 nt
Organism: Aureobasidium vineae
Lineage: Eukaryota; Fungi; Ascomycota; Dothideomycetes; Dothideales; Saccotheciaceae
Source: the annotation of a GenBank genome assembly
AUGUCAGGCUUCCUCAAGACAGCAGCAGUCGUGCUGGCCGCGACCGCUGUCUCUAAGGUCUCAGCUCAGACUUUCUCCGAUUGCAAUCCAUUGUUCAACACGUCUUGUACACCAAACACGGCCCUCGGCACAUGGCACGACUGGAACUUUACAGACUCUACCAUCGCAGACAAACAUGUCUGGAACACGAGCAGUGGUCGCCAGCCCGACUACACUGAUGUCGGCACUCAAUUCACGAUUGGCGGCAAAGGCGAUGCCCCGACACUCGAAUCCAACUUCUACAUCUUCUUCGGCCAGGUCUCGGUCAUCAUGAAAGCCGCGCCAGGCGUCGGUGUCGUAUCCUCAGUCGUCCUCGAAUCCGACGACCUCGACGAAAUCGACUGGGAGUGGCUGGGUGGAAACAACACAAGCGUCGAGACAAACUACUUUGGCAAGGGCAACACAACCUCAUACGAUCGCGCCAUCUACUACGAUGUCGACGAUGUGACUGGCACAACUCACAACUACACCCUUGACUGGACGAAAGAGCGAGUGCAAUGGAUCGUCGACGACAAAGUGCUGCGCACCCUGAAAUACGGAGAUGCUCUCGACGGCGAAAACUACCCUCAAACCCCCAUGAAACUCAAGGUUGGUAUCUGGGCCGGAGGCGACCCAGAGUCCAACUCUAACGGAACAGUCGAAUGGGCAGGCGGCGUCAUCGACUAUCACCAAACACCUUUUACCAUGACCAUGGAGCGCGUCUAUGUAGCCGAUUACAGCUCUGGCAGCACCUACACCUACGGCGACCACACUGGCUCUUGGGAAUCCAUCAAGAUUGCCGAGGGCAACAGCACCAUUGCCACUCGCCUUGCUAGACCUCAUGGCGCUGAAGCACACUACAAAGCCCUCCCCAAAUGGGCACAAGCUGCGAUUGCCGCUGGUUCGCUUGCCGUGUUGGCUAUUGCUUUGGUCGCCUUCAUCUUCUGCUGCAUCAAGUCGAGACGCGCUGGUCGUCGUGAGCGUGCAGCCGCUGAUGCCCUAUGGGAGAAGGAUAUGCAAGAAUUGGCUGAGUACAAGCGUAACUCACCUCACGGUCCCAAUGCUGGCAAGGAGCGUUUCUAG